UCUCCCCGUGUCUCUCGUCAGGAUGUGGAGAAGGAGAGAGAGCUGCGCACAGAGUUCAGCCGCGAGGAAAUCAGGCAGAAGAUCGAGCAGUACAACACGCUGACCAAAGACCACCUUAAAAUGACCCUCGGUCCCACUGGUGUGUAUACUGGUUUCAUUAAGGUCCAGAUGGAUCUGAGGAGGCCGGUGACGGUGCGGGGGGGGCAGAGAGGAGCAGGAGGAGCUCUGGUGCAGGAGGCUUUCUAUCUGCCCCGAGGAGUCACCAACACGCUGCACAUCAGCUCCAAUAACACGGUCAAACAGGUGGCUAACACACACACACACACACACACACACUCGCUCACGCAUACACGCACGCACA
Plectropomus leopardus (leopard coralgrouper) is the source of this 361-nucleotide messenger RNA. The record is from RefSeq and is a predicted model, not a curated record. Lineage: Eukaryota; Metazoa; Chordata; Actinopteri; Perciformes; Serranidae.